This is a messenger RNA of Mercurialis annua (annual mercury), 809 nucleotides long. Its product is annotated as mitochondrial import inner membrane translocase subunit PAM16 like 2-like. The transcript has 4 exons. Gene Ontology annotation, cellular component: TIM23 mitochondrial import inner membrane translocase complex. Gene Ontology annotation, biological process: protein import into mitochondrial matrix. Bases 188 to 535 code for a protein of 115 amino acids. The record is from RefSeq and is a predicted model, not a curated record. NCBI's taxonomy places the organism in Eukaryota, Viridiplantae, Streptophyta, Magnoliopsida, Malpighiales, Euphorbiaceae.
AUUUGUUAAAAUUUCGGUUGUUGUGGCAAAAAUAAACGCCGCCGUCAUAGGAUAUGAUAGAAAACGAAACCUAAAUUCUGGGGAAGUCGGCGACGGCGAGCUCACGUUUUAGCAAUAAAGUAUUCCGGGCAGCCCCGUUUUAGAGAAGGCAGAAUCUUUCUUUUUAUCACCAUCAACUUUUCCAGCUAUGGCAGCUAAGGUUGUCGCACAAUUAGUUGUGAUGGGUUCUAGUAUUUUAGCUCGCGCCUUUGUUCAAGCCUACCGUCAAGCUCUCACAAACGCCUCAAAAUCUGGUGUUGCCCAAGAGACUAUUCAAAACACAAUCCGACGAGGGAGCAAAGUCAUGACAGAGCAAGAGGCCCGUCAAAUUCUCGGUGUAACAGAGGAAACUGCUUGGGAGGAGAUUCUGAAUAAAUAUGACAAUUUAUUUGAGAGAAAUGCCAAGAAUGGUAACUUUUAUAUUCAAUCAAAGGUUCACAGAGCCAAGGAACGUUUAGAGACUGUAUAUGAAGGCAAAGGCGAGACCCCUAGUUAAGAAUCCGAUGAUCUCUACAUACUGCCACAUGUAUUACUAUUUAUUCAUGAUCAGAUGAGAUUUAAAUUGCAUAGAGAAGAAUGAUUUUUUUUUUUACCUUAUAAGCUUAAUUACUAGUUGAAACUUGUUUCUAGUUACAGAAGUAUAAUCCGGUGAUUGCAAGAGUCAAUUGGCGAUUGUUGCAAAAGUCGCGAGUAUCUGCAUUGAUAUGAUCAAACAUUACAUUGAUCAAAUUUUGAAAAGAAAAGCCAUUAAUAGGCUAGCCAGUUUCUUA